Mizuhopecten yessoensis (Yesso scallop) is the source of this 2102-nucleotide messenger RNA. RefSeq names its product cyclic AMP-responsive element-binding protein 3-like protein 2. Gene Ontology annotation, molecular function: DNA-binding transcription factor activity, RNA polymerase II-specific; cAMP response element binding. NCBI's taxonomy places the organism in Eukaryota, Metazoa, Mollusca, Bivalvia, Pectinida, Pectinidae. Bases 331 to 2022 code for a protein of 563 amino acids. Gene Ontology annotation, biological process: regulation of transcription by RNA polymerase II. The transcript is spliced from 8 exons. The record is from RefSeq and is a predicted model, not a curated record.
AAUCCUCGUGCAGAACGGAUGACGAAAUAUAUAUCUAAGAAAUACUGGUACGGUAACCACCAAGGAAUAUAUUAAGUGUUUUUGUUAGGAGAUGUUGUGAUCGUGGAUAUUUAACGAAGUGGAUUAAGUAAGAAAAUAUUAAAGGUUAUAAUUACUAAAAUAGUCCCUACACGGGCGUAUUCAUAUAUCACGUUUGUGUAAUCCGUCCUUGAGCGAACUCACUAACUCUGACACAAGGUGGAGGAAAAGGAGCAAUUUUCAAUUGACUGACCCACGGGAUUUCUGACCUAUCCCUCGGGGUUUUAACGAACCCUAUCGGGACAAACGACCAUGGACCUGCUCUACGAAAGCGACCAUAACCUUUGCGACAUGGAAGACCCAGAUAUGGGCGAAAUUUUGGACCACGACGUUUUUCAAUCCCCCUCAUCAACAAGCACAGAAGGCGGCUAUAUGGACGAUUGGUUAAACAGUUUGUUUGAAGACCCCGUCCUCAACGACAAAAUGAUCACGGAGGCUGUUCCGUCACCAAGGAUACAGUCGGAACAUAGCUAUUCCAUCAACAAUGAACUACCCCAAUCACCCCUCGAACUAUCAAACAUGGAAUCUAAUGUAGAAGACCUGGACUCGACGUUCUUCAGUACUACCCAGGCCCUGGACCUAAGCAGCAGUAAAACGCCCAGUCUGUCCACAAUAGCUACAAGCCAGUCGAUCUCACCACUCAAGUCCGAGCCCCUUGAGUUUGCUGACCCAAUGCUCACCACGGUAACGACCAUGACGACCCGAACCUCGACGACAACCCGGCAACCAACGAUUAUACUUGCAACCACAUCCUCAUCGGCGUCGAAGAUCCAGUAUACAAGUGAUUCAGCGACGCCAUUCAUCACACAGGCAGCUCAGUCAGUACUUGCACCCACGGUCACCAUCAAAGCUGAGCCAUUUGAACUUCUUGACAACCAGAUGGAGCAGACAGUGAACAUGGAAUCCCUGAUGCUGCCACCAACGCCACCUAGCAGCGCAUCUAGCGACAGUGACGGCAGUCUUAGUCCGUCACGCUCAGCACCCUCUAGUCCGAUCCGCCAGCUGCCAUAUGGCAGACAUUCUUCACCAUCAUCCAAAACAUUCUCCCAGCCCAUUUUUACUAACCCUAUUCCCCAGUCAGGAGUUUUAUUACUAUCAGAAGAAGAGAAGAGAACUCUUGUAUCGGAAGGCUACCCAAUACCAGGGAAACUUCCCCUCACAAAACAAGAAGAAAAAAAUUUAAAGAAAAUCAGACGGAAAAUUAAAAAUAAAAUUUCAGCACAAGAAAGCAGACGCAAGAAAAAAGAAUAUUUAGAGCAGCUUGAAAAACGAGUUGAAUCAUUUUCUCAGGAAAAUAAUGAUCUGAAAAAGAAAGUCAAUUCACUGGAACAUAAUAACCAGUCAUUGCUGGGCCAGCUACAUAAACUACAGUCACUGGUCGGCAAGGUGACGCGCCCGGCAACCUCCCAGCCUGGAGGCACAGUAUUGAUGGUGUUGGUACUAUGUUUCGCGGUGUUCCUUGGUGGAUGGAACCCGUCCUCUUUUAAUGUGGGUUAUUCUUCUGGUUCUCGUGCCAUGCAUACAGCGGCUUUCUUUGGUAAUCCUCGCAUGAUGCAGCCAUCCCCCCGGAUGGGUCCACCCUUGCAGGAUGCCAAGGUGGAUGCUUACUCAACUCCAAAUAUGAAAUCAAGAGUGCUAUUAUCUUUGCGAGAAGAAAACGAAGAUACAACAUGGUAUGAACCGUAUGCUCCGUAUGCCAUGCGUGACCAUGAGCCGUCUGAGGAAAUGCCUGCUGACUACAAGGACACCAUGGUGACCAACCCGGCACUCGUGGACAUGACGUCCGGCGAAGAUUCAAAGGUUGUGGAGCUAGUUACUGUGGAUCAACGCGUCCACCAACCAAACAACACUGAAAAGGGCCAGGAACAAGCCCUGCUCCAUCCUGACAUCCAAGCUACAGCAGGGUUCCACUCUCAGGUGGAAAACAUUGUGGAAACUGCCUAAACAAUGGAACACAGCCUAAAAAGUGGAAACAGUCCUAAAAAUGGAAUCCGACUUGAGGGCCUAUUCAAGUAAAACUGGCU